This is a messenger RNA of Linum trigynum, 1261 nucleotides long. The record is from the annotation of a GenBank genome assembly. NCBI's taxonomy places the organism in Eukaryota, Viridiplantae, Streptophyta, Magnoliopsida, Malpighiales, Linaceae.
GCUACACUACAUGGGCUGGACUUUCGUAUGAUGGAAGUAGAGUCCAAGCCCGUAAUCGACUGCAUCCGUCCUGGUUCAUCAGUACAUGUAAGAACGAACCAAUCAUCAUCCGCCAAAACCCAGGCCGUGUGGGGGAUUUGAAGCCUGAAGAAAAAAAGAAGGUGAAGACAGAGAGAUAAAGCUAUGGCUGGGAAUACCCAAUCCCUCAUCCACACACUCCUCACCUGAACAGAACUCAGUUUCGGCAGCAGCGUCCAUCCGCCGAAUCCCUAAUUUUUCCGCCUCACCCAAUCCAAGCACCGAGAAAAACCUCAAUUCGCCAUUUCCAAACUCCCGACAUUCAGAAGCAGCAGAAUCGUCGUCGUCCCCAAGGCGCGAAAGAGAGCAUUGGAGAUGAGUUGUUCUUGUGCAACCUCCGCCGCCGCCAUCGGCCUUCUGUCUUCUCCGCACCCCAGCGCCACUCUGUUACCUCCCUCGCUCGCUCUACCUCGUUCCUCGUCUCCUGCGCUAGCAACCGCCGCCAGGUGGAGGAAGCAGCAUCAGCGGAGGCAGCCGGUCUGCUGCGAAGUGGCGGUCCGAUCGUCGAACGAUUCGGCGACGUCGUCGGAGCAUAGGAUCGGAGCGAAGGUGCGGGUGACGGCGCCGCUGAAGGUGUACCACGUGCCCCGCGUGCCGGAGGUGGAUCUGACGGGGAAGGAAGGGGUGCUGAAGCAGUACGUAGGGUUGUGGAAGGAGAAGACCAUCUCCGCCAAUCUACCUUACAAGGUGGAGUUCCUGCUGGAGGUCGAAGGCCGUAGCGCCCCCGUCAAGUUCUCCGCCCAUCUCCGCGACGACGAGUUCGAGUACCUUGAUUGACGAGGGAAUGAGUUUGGUUAAAAUUUCAGAUAGCAGAAGGAAAUCUUCGACAACCACAUGCUUCCUGGAUUGAGGUAAGCAGAAGAAGAAAGCUCCUUUCCCGCCGCUGCCAACCAAACCAAUUUGAUUCGGCUGGUUGCAGUACUCUUCACUCUUCAGGCAGGCAAAUGUUAGCUCUCUUUCUUGCAUUUUUAGCCACUGUGUCUUGUUGCUGGUAAAUUACUCGUAUAUAAGAUGGGAGAUAUAGUAGUCUUUUUCUGCUUCUUGUGAAUGUAUUCACAGUUUUGAGCCUCUCUGGUCUCUCUUUCCUCCCUUCCCACAAAACAGAACUGCUGCCUGCAGUGAAACGAAUGAUUGUUUGCCUAUAAAAAUGUUAUCUUUACUGUAAUAAUGCAGAACUCCAUUG